AUGACGUAUAACGGAGAUUUUGGCGCGUCCUAUCGAACCCCGGAAGCGAGCGAGCCCGGGCUCAACCAUCGCCUCUCCUCCAACUUGACCAAGGUCAACGACCUUGACAGCUUCACUUUCGAGACAACCGCCCCUCCCGUCCGCGCGAGGCAUUCCAUAGCAUCCGUACAGUCCUACUCACACCGGUCCUCGCUGCACGAUUCAGACGACACCGACAUAAGACCGGCGACAGCCUCCUUAUGGCCUCCGUCCUUCCCGUACUCUGGCGCAUCUGGCUACGAGUCCUUGUCGCCUAGAUCCAGCGCACCCUCGAGAUCGUCCUCACAUGCGAGCCGGAAGGUUGGCCGCGCCAUCUCGCGCCGCGGCGAGAAGCCCAUCCCCGAAGAGGGGCACGACCUAUCUCUUUUGCGUUCCGCCGCGGCGAUUGGUCGAGCGCCGCAAGACGACGCGGUCCUGGAUGACGAACCUAUAUUCGAUGUGACCGCCACCCUUGGACCUAUGGGCUUCCAAGACGAGGCCUUCGUGAAGAAACUGCAGGAGCAGGAGGCGAGGGGUUUCCUCACCGGCGGUUUGGGGGCGGGUUUCAAGCCCGACACCACGAUCAAGCGUGAGGACCUCUUUUCGCCCGAAUCGCCAAAGAGAUCCCUCACGCGAUCUUUCACUCGCAGGCCCAGCUUGGGCAGGCCGAGCCUGGGCCGUCGAGCGACAAUCAAGGAUCUCGGUCAGGACGAGGCCAACAAGAGGGGAGAGGUCAUCGAAGUCAUCAUGGAAGAGCAACCGCAGCCGUCCCCGGGACUAUUCGACCAGGUCGACCUCAGCGUCAUGACGGGGCCGAACAUUGGCGGUGGCGAUGGCAUGCGCCAGGCCACGUUCCCCGCCAACAAGGGCCAGAAGACUCAGGUGUUUUACCCGCAGCCCAACUGGAAGCCCUUUCCGAUGAGAUGGCCCUACCUGACCGGGCUUAUCAGCUUGUCGAUCGCUCUGGCCAUCAUGGUAGAGUUCCUCUUUCAGAGAUCGAGGACCCACCCGCUGGUCCAGUUUCAGUCUCCGGCCGAGGUCCCGGCGCUCGAGUAUUUCGCCGUCAAGUUCCUGCCGACGAUACUCUCCGUCGUCUACGGUGUCUUGUGGCAGGUCACCGACUUCGAGGUCAAGCGCCUCGAGGCGUACUAUCAGCUGUCGAAAGAGGGCGGCGCACUCGCGGCCGAAUCACUCAACGUCGACUACGUCACGUGCUUUAGCUGGCUGCGGCCCAUCCGAGCCAUCAAGCUGCGGCACUUUGCCGUCGCCGCAUCGUCCAUCGCGACCUCCCUGGCCGUGUCGUUGGUGCCGACGUUUGGCUCCGCCGCCUUUGUCCUGUAUCCCGAUCGGGCUACGCGACUUGCGCACCCCAACGGCGACAAGGAGAUCCGCCUCCAAGCGGUGUGGGCGAGGCUGCUCUCCUCGACCCUGUGCGUCUGCGCCUUCUUUGGCUGCGUCCUCAUCUACAUCCUCCAGAGGAGGAGGUCUGGCCUGCUGGCCGACGUCAAAGGCAUCGCAGGCCUCGCCUCGAUGGCCGUUGUCAGCCACAUCCUUGUGGACUUUGCGGAUCUGGAUGUCGUGAGCCACCGCGAUAUCCAUGCCAGGCUCAAGCACCGCCGCUACGUUCUCCGAAACGCAUCGCUGGCUCCCGACGACGAGAAUCCGGCAUCCUCGCAGGAAACGGACAGGUUUAAAGACGAUUACGCGUCUCAGAACCCUCACCCUCGCUCGCUGCGCCCCCACGGUUUCCUGCCCUUCAUCAUCGGCAUCUUGCUGUUCCUGGGCUUCAUCCCGGUGUUCCUCUUCUCCAACGCCAGCGUCAUCACGGCCAAAGCACCGUGGAUCGUGACCGCCUUGGCCGUUUCUAUCAAGCUCGGCUGGGGAGGCCUGGAGACGGACAUGCGCAUGAUGGAGCCCUACUACAUCCUGUCCAAGAGGCACUCGCCAUCCAAGACGCUCACGCUGGAUUACACGGCCAUGCCGUUUGGCCUGAUGCCGUUCCAGGCCUUUUUCAACGGACACAUGCUCAUGUUCCUGGUGGGCUUCGGCAGCAUGAUGGCCGAGGUCUUGACGGUUUUGCUGACGGGUCUGGCAACAGUCGUGGGCACGGAAUUCCUCGAGGUCACGUCCUCAGGGACGGGCAAGCCCGGCGAGGCCGACGACAUCAACGCGGGCCAGGAGACGGUCGCGUCGUUCUGGGUCUCGUACGUGAUGGCGACCUUCAUCCUGCUGUACAUGGGCGCCGUCUCGACGGUUGUGUUCCUCCGGCGGCGGCACCCGUUCCUGCCGCGGCAGCCCAACACCAUCGCGUCGCACCUGGCGUACAUCCACCAGAGCAAGAUGAUUUACGACUUCGUCGGCACGUCCAAGCUGAGCAACGCGGGUAUGGUGCGCCACCUCGAGAAGCUUGGCAAGACGUACGGGCUGGGCUGGUUCGAGGGUCGCGACGGCCAGACGCACUGUGGCGUGGACCAGGAGGAGCUGCUCGGCGGCUACAAGCACGGCAUGGACUUCCAAGGCACGAACAAGCCGUGGAAUCAGCAGUGGGACUCGUACGACUGA
Molecule: messenger RNA, 2580 nt
Organism: Colletotrichum graminicola M1.001
Lineage: Eukaryota; Fungi; Ascomycota; Sordariomycetes; Glomerellales; Glomerellaceae
Exons: 1
Coding region: 1-2580 (859 amino acids)
Source: RefSeq, a predicted model, not a curated record